AUGACAGCCGUGCUUCCGGCAGAGUUGUUGUCCUUGAUAUGCCGCUUCGCUGGCCGAGAUGAGCUUAAAGCAUUGCGCUUAACUAACCACGCCUUCGCGGUGCCUGCUACAGAGCUGCUGUUCAGGCAGAUCCAUGUUUCGCCAAACUCGUAUAGCUUUGAUCGGGCUUACGAUGUCGUCGCAAGUCAGAAGAUAAGCAAAUAUGUCAGAAGCCUUGUCUACCAUUUUGGUAUGCUUGGAGACUACUAUGCAGGAUUCGACGCGUUCAAACAUGAGUAUUUCGCAGCACGAAAACCAGGCGAGAAACGCGAUCUUUCUGAAGUCACAGCUGAAGUAUUGUGGUGCUACAAUUGUUGGCUCGAAGAGAUUGAUGCACAGAGGACUUUUGAGCUCAGGGACGAAAGAGAGGAGCUUCAACGUUUGUGUGCCGGCUUGCCCAAUUUGGAGAUCGUGAAGACACUACUAGACGAUAUCGAUUCCCUUGAUGAUCCUCAAGACUAUAUUGGCAAGCGGACAGGCAUGUUCGCAGCAGAAGAUCAUGGUGAAGCGCGUUUUGCUAAAACGUUCGAUGCGACAGUUUCAAGAUCUUUGAGGGACAUUUCAGCACGAUCUAUCCAAUGGCUGGAUCUCCUGGAGAUGGUUGAGGCCUUAGAUCUUAACGUGUCACAUACACAUGGCGACUCUUUUCGAAAAGCGGAUUACCGAAAUGAGGCGCUGGAGCAGUCACAGCUUCUGGACAAGUACUACAUUGGCUUGAGAGAUGCGUCUGCAUGGCAUAGACUUGAGGAAUCAAGCUUGUGGAGCAGGUUGCAGCGAUUGAGAUUCCUCGAACUAGGUAUCUACAACCCUGUCAACGAGCAAGCGGUUGACGAGGAUGGUUAUGUUCGUGAUCAUACUAAUGCCUUGGACGUGAUAUUACACGCCUCGAGCAAUCUUGAAGUUUUGAAGUUGGAUUUCGACGAGUUGCCGUUCGAAUGUCAUUACGAGUCAAUGUUGCCGAUUUCCAGCACUAUUUGCAGACAUUUCUGGCAGAACCUGAGAGAGUUGAAAUUGGAGGCAAUAUGUGUCACAGAAAAUGUUCUCCUAGAGUUCUUCCGUCAGCACACAGCUAGUCUGAAAAUACUACAAUUGGGCGACGUUGAGUUGACCCAGCUCGACGAUACUGACCAGAAGCCGAACCUUUUACGUUUGUUUCGAGGUAUGAAGGACACUUUGAAGCUGACAUCCUGCACGAUCACAGGCAACUUCACGAAUCGUGUCGAUCAGUCAUGCACGCGCAAUACAGAGACUUAUAGAGAUAUUGCGACCUGGCCUUUCCUCAUUGAUGUCACCAGCUGCCAAGAGAGCGAUACGUUCCACGAAUUCGACCAGCUCUGCGACGACUCGUGGUAUUGGUGCCCAGAAUUAUUGGGGGCAGAUGGGUCAGAAAUCUCUUCAGAAACUAGCGAUAUCCCACAAUUCUUUCACCAUUGGGAAGAUUGA
This is a messenger RNA of Lithohypha guttulata, 1482 nucleotides long. RefSeq lists its product as uncharacterized. The record is from RefSeq and is a predicted model, not a curated record. Bases 1 to 1482 code for a protein of 493 amino acids. NCBI's taxonomy places the organism in Eukaryota, Fungi, Ascomycota, Eurotiomycetes, Chaetothyriales, Trichomeriaceae. The transcript has 2 exons.